AUGGUUUCUGUUGAUAAUGGUAAAGAAGAAAUUGAGGAGUGUAAUAAUAAUAAUAAUAAUAAUGGGAGUAUGAGUAAAGUAGAAGAGUUUACUUCCAUAGAUAUUUCGAGUUCUCGAAGAACAUUGGUGACCGGUGAAAAUCCCGAGAGAAAGUUCCCGAGUAAGAUGAGUGUUAUUCCUAAUAGGAUGAACUUCUUGAAAUUUGGUUCGGCGUCUGCGAAAUUCAAGCGGCUUACUACUUUGAUGGACCAGGCGUCGCAGUCUGUGCCUUCUCCGAGUUCGCAUAGCUUGAGAGAACGAUUCAGUGGUAUAUUUUCUAAGAAACUUGAUUGGAAUUCGAUUAAGAAGAUGUCGAUGGAAUGGAUUAGGAAUCCGAUGAACAUGGCGCUUUUUGCGUGGAUUUUAUGUGUUGCUAUUUCUGGUGCGAUUUUGUUCCUUGUCAUGACUGGUAUGUUGAAUGCUGUAAUUCCGAAGAAGUCUGCGAGGAAUGCGUGGUUUGAGAUGGAAUCCGAAAGAUAUUGCUAA
Vicia faba (fava bean) is the source of this 525-nucleotide messenger RNA. NCBI's taxonomy places the organism in Eukaryota, Viridiplantae, Streptophyta, Magnoliopsida, Fabales, Fabaceae. The record is from the annotation of a GenBank genome assembly.